AGGAUUUGUGUUUGAUAUAAUAACAUUUUUUUGCAAUUCGGCAAAAUGUACUUAAAACAUUAUAUUUGUAGUAUUUUACUAGUUUUAUGUAAUUUUAUAUGUGUAGAUUCUUAUAUUAAUGGAAUAACUCAGCAUAAUAUACAAUCGUAUAUAGAUUCAAAGAAAUUCCUUAUAGUAUUCAUCAAUUCAGCUUCCUGUACAAGAUGUAAAAAUAUCUACAAGAAUUUUGUCUCAGCGUCGAUGCCUUUCCAUGGUGAUAGAGAAAUAUUCUUCGGUAAAACAACCGAUAUGAAACUAAUUAAAAAAUGGAAUAUAGAAGAAUUACCAGCUAUUGUGUAUUUUCCUAUGGGUUUGAGUGAACCUCAAAGAUUUGAAGGAGAAUAUACAGUAGAUAAUAUUAUUGAUACAAUAUCCUAUGUAAUGAGUGGUGAUUUCCGUGGUUUAGAGAGAGCAUACUAUGUAGAAGUUAAUGAAGAGAAUUUUGAAGAACUAAUUGAGAAACCUCAACAACAUGCUAUGGUUCUUAUAUAUGAUCAGUUUCAUGAAGAACAGAAAGGAACAAUGAAAGAAUUAGCAAAACUCUUCAGAGAAGAAGACGAUUUGGUUAUUGCUGUUUUGGAUGCUGAUAAAAACAAAGCAUUUAGAGACAAAAAAUUUAAUUUUCCUGGUGCACCGCUGUUGUACUGGUUUCCUAUAGAUAAUAAAUAUAAGAUAAAACGGUUUGGUGGAGAUCUAACAUUUGAAGUUUUGUAUAGUUACAUCAAUGAACAGACGCAUACCUGGAGAAACAAAGAUGGUACACUACUACCAAAGGCUGGUCGAUUUGAUGAUCUAGAUAAGAUAAUAUCACAGAAUGUUGGUGGUGUUAUUAGAGCUGAUCAAGAGGUCAUGGAUAGUGUUAUUGAAGAAGUAGGCAAAGUAGUUGACAAAUUGGACUCUAACCAACAAGAAUUUGGUAAAUUUUACAUCUACUUAAUGCAACAAAUAAAAACAACUGGAAAUACUAAAUUUAUAAGAAAUGAAACUGAUGUCAUCUUUAAAGAACUACAAGAUUUAGAUUUAAUGAGCAAGAAGCGAGAUAAUUUGAUUAAAAGGCAUCACAUCUUAGACUUUCUGGUCAAAGAAUUCGGGGACUAUAUCACUAAAAACCCUAUGUAUAUGGAAGAGGUCAAGAAGGACAGUCAGAGGAAAGUUAAAGCCGAUUCUCACAGUCAUGAUGAACUAUAAUUAUACUUCCUCCUAGUCUUAGUAGCCUAUAUUCAUUUUAAUAGAAACAAUUUUAUGUAUGC
Molecule: messenger RNA, 1289 nt
Organism: Lottia gigantea (owl limpet)
Lineage: Eukaryota; Metazoa; Mollusca; Gastropoda; Lottiidae
Exons: 12
Coding region: 46-1227 (393 amino acids)
Biological process (GO): protein folding
Cellular component (GO): endoplasmic reticulum
Molecular function (GO): protein disulfide isomerase activity
Source: RefSeq, a predicted model, not a curated record